Molecule: messenger RNA, 7441 nt
Organism: Procambarus clarkii (red swamp crayfish)
Lineage: Eukaryota; Metazoa; Arthropoda; Malacostraca; Decapoda; Cambaridae
Product: nucleolar pre-ribosomal-associated protein 1
Biological process (GO): maturation of LSU-rRNA from tricistronic rRNA transcript (SSU-rRNA, 5.8S rRNA, LSU-rRNA); maturation of 5.8S rRNA from tricistronic rRNA transcript (SSU-rRNA, 5.8S rRNA, LSU-rRNA)
Cellular component (GO): nucleolus
Source: RefSeq, a predicted model, not a curated record
UUUUGUAAACACUGGAGGCUGAGGCUCCAUGUGGCCGGCCUUACCUUACAACAUUAAUGUCUCUGGUUAAACGUAUUCUUCGCCAGAUACAUACUCUUGGUUUAUUAUAUGUGCAAAUUAAGUGUAUUAUUUUAACGUAUCUUUCAAAGUGAAAGUAUAGAACUGGAGAGUUCAAUAUAAGGGAGGAGAGCGCGUGGAGACGCAGGGACAGGAAGACCAUAAAUGAAGAGCAUGAUAGUGGCUUCUACCUUGUGAAAUAUGAAUAUAUCCAACAUUAUUGAGGACCUGCAAGGGAACCUUCCCAUAGCAGCUUUAGAGAACUUCAACACAAACAUAGAUGAGAGUAAAGAUGCAGCAGGCAGCAUCCAUAGGUUUCUACUUGCAACAAAGAAUUGUGAUGAAAUACUCAAUUUGCUGACAGCUGAGAAGCGCACUCCUGCCGAGCUUGCAACAAUUUUUACAACACUUGGGCAUGUACUAUUGAAUAUUGCUGGAGAACUGAGCGAAUUCAGCAAGAUUGGUUUACACAUCACCCAGCAGAUAUUGCAUAAUUAUGAUGCAUUUGUGUAUAAACUGUUAUCUCCAUCGAACACCAACAGAAAUUCCAAAGCUGUUCUUCGCUGUCUUACAGGAAUGGUGAUGAUAGGAGGAGAAGCUGCAAGUGAGGUACUAUUGACAGUAGACUGGCAAAGAAUCAAUGUUCAUCUUUUGGUGAAUCGUCAGAGUUUGGAAGACAUUCGUGAUGUUCGUGCUUGGUGCAUAUAUUUAUUUCUGGCUUUCCUGAAUGCCUCAGAAGAUCCUCAUAUUAUCAGACAGUUUCUUCAGAAAAAAGAUUUGUUGCCAGCAAUUUUUCCUGGUCUUAUGUGGGAUCCAUGUGAACGAGUCAUCAAUGUCUUGAAGGUUUUGCAUGAAUCAGUACUGCUUAAUCGUGGUAUUAGUAAGACAAUGAAAGUUAAUAUUUUCACACCAAUCACAACCAAGCCUCUUCUAGAAUUAUACGACUGGAUGGGGCCAAUGGGGAAACUGGCUAGAGGCAAGAAUGCACAGGAAAUGGAUACUCAGAUUGGGGAAAACAUUCAAUUAGAAAGAGCUCAGAUCAAGGAAGUGUUACAAAAGUUUAUGCUUACUCUGUAUACUUCAUCCAAAUAUGGAAUUGUUUUCAUUGAAAAUGUCCAGGCUGGUAAAACUAAUACAAAUAAUUCACAUAUAUAUAACACAAUAUAUCUGAAGAAGAGACCUUGGGAAAGUCCAGAGUUAUGUGAGCUGAUUAGCUGUGUCUUAGGUGCCUGCCCUGAUAUUUUAGAGACUUACCUGCUGUCGAUCAAGGAUUUUAUCUUGCCAAGACCCACACAAGCAUACAUUAACCUUGUUGAAAUGUUAACACAAAUAAUUGAACAGCAGAAACCUUGGAAAAAAAUGGACACAAGAGGUUGGGAAGGCAUGUAUAAAUUAAUUUUGCCUCGGCCUCUAAAUCAUAAGUUAUUCCAGUCAUUAACCGAAUCUUGUUACAAAACGGUAAGGCACUCUGGACUGAAAUUAGUACUUGCAAUUCUUUCCAAAACUAAAGAAACUAUAAAUAAUGUCAUUAGCAAUGAGUCACUUUCUUAUGAAGUCAAACAUCGCUCUCAGAAAAAGUUGAUAGAAGUAGUUUUCAAAACUCUGAUGACAAUGGAUAGCAUUAUUCAUUGCUGGAAUAUUGCAGCAGGGCAAGAGCCACCAGAUAUCCAAGCUGAUGAGCAGUCUUCAACUCAGGUUGAAACUGCAGCUCCAGUUCCAGCUAUUACUGAACUCCUCACCAUUGCCAAGGUCUUGACUCUUUACUCUGAGUUAUUACCUAAUCAAACUUUUCAUGAAGUCAUCAAUCCUGUGGAGAUGUUGCAGACUGUACGUGUCUUAUCUUCUGAAGAUGAUAACUGUAUAAGAAAUUCAAAUACCAAAUUAGAAUUACAAGUCUUGUGCUUAGGUUUCUUAGCAGGUAGCACAUACAGUGAAGAAAUUCCAAUAGGCAGCUCCCUGAAUGUAGAUCAAAUUUCACAAAUUGAGAAAAAUGCAAUUUAUCAGUUAAUAAGUACUUAUGCUCAAACAAAGGAGGAAUUUAUUGAUAAUGAAAGAAGAUCAAUAAUGCUUUCUGUUACAGAUAAGUGCCUCAAAAUAUUAUCAAGUUCCCUUGUUAAGGUUGGGCUUUCUUCUCAUUAUGAUGGCAAUAUCAAGGUGUGGCUGAGACAUAUCUCGAGUACCCAUAUAGUAAAGCUAUCUACUUUCUUAACUCAAAUAAUUCAGAAAACUGUCUCAUCCCUCAGUUCCUAUACAGAUCUUCUUGUUGAGUUAGGAGCCAAACGUAAUUUAAAUACAAGUAUUCAUGGUCAGAUGUAUUCUUUCAUGAGAGAACUAGAAACCAUGGAAAUUGCUGAUAAUGAAGACAUCUUCUCACAUUCCAUAUCAUUGCCAUUCUCUCGUUUGACUCUUGCUGCAAUUGAUUUGCUUAAAUUAUGCCCAGACUCUGAAUACAUCCAGUAUUUUUGUAAUGUAAUUAAUGAGUAUCUUCACUUUCUGAGUGACCCAGGCUUCUUAGCAGAUAUACUUCUGCAAAAUGAAAAUAUUUUGACUUCAGAUUUGCAAAAAUAUCUCAAGUGUUUAUUUAUAGAAUCAAAACCACAAAAAUAUCUCAUGUCUUUAUCUAAAGAAUCAAAACCACAAGAAGAUGAAAAUUCUUUAUCUAUCAAAUCUGUUGAGAGUGUAAAUCUCUCUGAGAUUCUUAAGUGUGUAUUCAUGACUCGCGAUUGGUCAUCAGUGGACUCAUUGUUGGAAGAAAACACACUAAAAGAUUUAAUGACAAACACAGAUCUUGAUUUGAUUGUCUCACAGCUUCUUCUUUAUUUGCAUCUAGACUCUAGUUUAGGAAAAAAUGAAACUAAGCUUGUGAAAAGGUAUGUGUGUAUAUUGAAACAUUUGUGCACUAUUCUUGAUGAAAAUGACACUGAACAUGUUAUCCAAAUUGUAUUAGAGCACCCUAGUAUUUUAGCAAACUACAGACCAUUUGCUCUCAAGAAAUCUCCGAUCUCUGAAUUGACUCAGGAAUUUAUUGCAUUAGUAUUAGAAAAAUAUUUUAAACUUGCCCCCAAAACAUGUCCAUAUUUUGAAAAGAUAGUAAAAGAUAUACAAAUUCAAGCCACUAAUAUGAAUGCCAGUGUUGACUUUUGGAAGCCCCUGGAACCAUUUAUAUCAUCACAACAUUCACUUGUGAGCUACGAAGCAGUUGAACAAUUGCUCCUGAUUUGUCUUAAAGCUCCAUGCCAAACAUUACCUUCUCUAGAUACUUUAGUUCUUGAACUGGUAAGGCUACUUUUGAAAGCAUCAAGUGCCAAAAGGAAACCUACAACCCAGUCAAUUCAGUUAAUACUUGGAAAAUUUUUGGAAUAUUAUAAGACUUCAAAAUUUGAUGUUACAUUGGAAACAAUUAUGAAAGAACUUGAAAAGUUCCUCAUCAACACCACGAGUGCAGAAGUUGCCGCUCAACUUACUUCAGAUGACAUAAAGUGCCUUGCUUGUGCACAGCCUCCUUGUGCUGAGUUGUGUUGUCAGCUGGUGAGACUACACCCUCCACAUGGUACUGUGUUCAUCAAGCGCCUUAAGAAGCAUGGAACAUUGUUGCCAGCCCAGGCUUCCCUCUUGGCAAUGCUUCUGGAGGAAGAUGACAUUCUUUCUACAUCAGAGGCAGCUCUUGCUAAGGUGUCUGAUGAGAUAAAGAUGUGGGCUCUUGCUAUGGAUGACGAUGAGGAUGCAACCAGCAAGAUUUUUGCUUUUGCUCUUGAAAAAAGCAUGAUUGAUAAAAGCUGUAUGUCUGAGAUCUGCUGCCAGUUGUAUGAAAAAAUAGUCACCUUAAAGCAACCUCCACCAAAGAAGUUGUUAUCUUUAAUACCAGUUUUUUAUAAGUUGUCUGAAAAUGGGCCAGUUCUGCCAAAAUUUGAUCUGCCAGAAGAACAUCUAGCAUUGCUUCAUAUCUGUCUAAGCUGCAUUCAAAACACAUACUACAAGGAGGAACAGAAUACCAGCCUGUUGCUGAGUGUAUCUAAAAUUAUAGUUGAAAUUCUUCCCAAAGUGGAUAAACAGUCAUGUCAUAGUAUUCUGACAACAAACAAGCAAUGGUCAUCAUUUGUAAGAAAGGUACUACGUAAUGGUUUAAAUGACCAGAGUUUAGGGCCUGACCUGCUACACAUUUUGAGCCUCUUGUGUGAAAUUAUAUAUAAGAAAGACAUUCAAAGAAGUGUAAAUGAAGACGAGAAUACUUUGCCAAUAAUUACUCUUUAUGAAAUGGUCAUGGCACACUCACAGUAUCCCACUCUUAUGUUUAAUAAAGCGAGGGAAUGGGGAAGACUCAAAGAACAAGUGAUUGCCCUGCAGCAAACCUUGGUUGACUGUGAGGAGAAAGUAUGCAGAGAGCACCAUGUUCCCAUCUUAUUAGGAGCAUAUGGAGCCUCUAUGUCAGCAGUGGAUCAACGCAUCUUGAAACUCUUACAUGCUUAUGAAAGAAAAGGCUACAUGGGCAACUAUGAACCAGUACUCUGGGGUGAUGCAGCUAUUGCUCACUUUGGUGUCCUGUCCUCAGGUUUUAACCUCUUCAAGGAGCCCUCAGUCGAACAAAUAUUGGGCCUAUUAGAAAUUGACAGAAUAAUGCAAACUUGCUAUAAGUUUGAUACCAGACUUCCUUUGGAGCCAAUGGAUAUACAGAAAGAAGACCCAUCCAUCUAUGACAUGCGGUUCCUCAUGCCACUGAUGUUAUACUUAGCUGAAAAAAACAUUACUGAGAUUGACUAUGCUGAGUGUGGCGCAGUAGCUAUUGGCUUUAUAGCACUAACUUCACACCAACGAGAUGUCUGGGGUGCUGGGGCUGCAGUACUUAGAUGUAUGGUAGAGAAAAUGGAAAAAUCCAGUCACCGCAGACUAAAAUUGCCGUGGUUAUGGUUGGUGGGCGUGGUCAGCUGUGCCUUUGAAGGGAAACAACGCCGUCUUCCUGCUUUAACAACUCAUUUCCUCAUCCGUGCAUCUCAACUCCUCUCACAACCUGGACACCCCAUGUACAAGCCAGUCCUCAACUACCUCUUCCUUAAACCUGCUUUCAAAGUUUAUUAUGUUCCAGAAUUAUUUCAACUUUAUUCUUCAACGCAUAUAACAGACAAUCGGGAGCAUAGAUCUUUCCUCUUAACAACACUUUCAACUGGCAUUCGACAGAUUCUUGAUUACAACAUUUGUCAAAGAACAUUUACUAGCACGUUGGUGAUAGGUAUGCUCCAAGCCCCUUCAGUUGACAAUGAGCUACGGGUACAGGCUCUUGAUGUAUUAGAAGCUAUGGUUCGCAUUCCUCGUGGUGCGGUAGAACUGACAGUAAACCAGAAUUUGCUGACUGUGUUACCAUUAGUUGUGUUACCUGUGAAUACUGCUGUACCCAAACCUAAUGCUUCCUCAAGAGCAGCCACAUCUGUUAAUCCCUUACUUCUAGCAGCAGUCGUGAGAGUUUUAUCAGCAUUGUGGUCCACACUUAUGGACAGCAUCGAAAGAAAAGAUUAUAUCACAAAACACAUUGAAGAGGAUGAGUGUGUUACAGUGGAAAUAGAAAAUGAAGCUGUAAGGAAAAGAAAAAUGAAUGAAACUGAUCAAGAAAAUGUGAAAAAAUUUAAGAAAGAUCUUAACAAUUCUGAUCCUUAUUCUCCUGAGUUCAAUUUAGAAAUUCAAGAAGCAAAUCUAAAUAGUGAGAGCAUAUCAAAAGAACCUUUUGAACGACAGAGAAAAAGACUCCCCCCUUUAUUUGUUCAUGAGUUUAUAAAUUGUUUGACCCUCCUUGCACCCACUGUUAUAGCAUGUGCUUCUCCACUUGGAACAGCAAAACAUCUUGAACUUAUUGCAAAGUCUCUACAGUAUGUAGGUACAGUUGUUGAAGUUUCAAAUAAAACACGAAAACUGUGUGCAGUUGCCAUGGCCCCUGAAAUAAUUAAACAACAGGUUUAUGAUCAUAUAAGCUGGGACCUUUUAUAUGAUCGUCUCCGGGAACGUUUGAGUGAAGAUGAUGAGGUGAGACUGCUGGGUAAUAAAGUGAAAGAAAUGUGGCACAAGUGGCGAAGUGAACCCCUUAAUAAACAUCUCCAAAAAGAAGAAAAAGCAACUUCAGCUGAUGAAGACAGAGAAGAGGAACAUCAUUUCCUAAAGAAAUCAGUAUUGACUCUGUUAAGCACAUUGGGAAAAUAAUUUUAAAUAACUUUCACAUGCACACAAUGUAAUAUUAAACUUCAGAUAUAAGAAUUCAUUAAGGAGUCAAAGGUAUAAUUAUUUUGAUCAUCGGUUUUAAUUUUAUAACUAGCAGUAACCUAUUUGAGUUAAAUAUUGAAACUAUUAACUUGGGCAAUGUUCACAUGUAAUGCAAAUUUUUAUAAUGCAGUUAUACGAGUCAUAACUGCUAAAACUGUUUUAUUUAUAUAUAUAUGUAUAUAUAUAUCAAUUCUGCAUAUUCAAAAAUAGCUUUAAAUGCAUAAAUAUUGAUUUCAAACAUUUUCAACCCAAAACAUAGUUUUGUAAUAAAGUUCUUUUGCUUGGAAUGAAUCCUAUUCCUAAUCUCACUUGCAUGAAUUUUAUAUAGUUUCAGGAAACAUUCCCACAGAUAAUCAUGAGUCAACUGUAUCAUAUACAAAAAUUAAUAACUUGAAGUACUGCAGGAGGUAUGAAAUGAAAAAUGCAUUUGUGAUAUUUUUGGUAAUUGUAUAAAUACUACUACAGUGUCUAGUAUAUGGUCAUAGUGACAUAUACAAUUAUUUAUCAAAUAAAGAACUAUGUAACUUAAGUAAAUAUGGACGAUUACAAUAUUAUUUAGCUUUCCAAAGCUGUAUGUUGUAAUAAUAAAUUUGAGCCCAUGGUAUUUAUUCAUCUACUUGAGUAUUUGAUGCAUUGUUUUGAAGUACAUUACUGCACAGACCUGCAUAAUCAUCAAAUGGUACUUCACAAUAUGUAUUUUAGCACGCACAGUGAAAGUGCACCAUGGAGAGUUAAGAAUUUUUUUUGUUUUAAAUGGGAACCAUUUCAGUACAAAGAAUAUUUGUUUAUAAAAUAGUAAAUAUAUUAUGCCUUAGUUACAGUUCACUAAAAUAAAAUGUGGCAAUCUAGACAGCUUUAAACCAAAUGGGAAGAGAAUGACCAGUUUUGUUUAAGUUUCAUGAAUGGUGUUAUCACUUACAUUCAAAGUUUUAAUAAAAUUCAAGUAAAACCAACUGCAGGAUCUCCUUGAAGGUACAGUAUAGUCAGUAGACAAUUAAAUCACAAAACAUGAUCUGAGAAAAUAUUGAAGCCAUACGAUAGGGAGCCGGUCGGCCGAGCGGACAGCACACUGGACUUAAUGAUCCUGUGGUCCUGGGUUCGAUCCCAGGUGCCGGCGAGAAACAUUGGGCAGAGUUUCACC